Molecule: messenger RNA, 1044 nt
Organism: Acyrthosiphon pisum (pea aphid)
Lineage: Eukaryota; Metazoa; Arthropoda; Insecta; Hemiptera; Aphididae
Exons: 1
Coding region: 1-1044 (347 amino acids)
Molecular function (GO): nucleic acid binding; zinc ion binding
Source: RefSeq, a predicted model, not a curated record
AUGAAUGAAUCAAUUGAUCAAUACCUUGGAUUUUUAAAAAUCUUAUCUAAGGAAUGUGCUUUUAAAUCCGUUUCGGCCAUCGAAUACAGAGAUGAAUAUAUUCGAGAUUCUUUUAUCAAUGGUCUUUUGUCUAAUAAUAUUCGACAACGCUUAUUGGAGAACAACACAUUGAAAUUAGAGGAAGCUGUAACUCGGUCUCGGGCAUUGGAAAUGGCUCAAAAGCAAUCUGAAGUGUAUAGCAUGCCUCUGACUCAAGGAUCUGUGAACGCUCUAACCGAAGAUACUACUUCAAUGAUCAAACCUGAUAAUAAUCAACCAACAGUAUCGGCGAUACAACAAAAAUGUUAUUUUUGUGGCUAUGACAGACAUCCUCGCAGCUCUUGCCCAGCCAGAGAUGCUGUAUAUAAAAAAUGUGACAAGAAGGGACACUUUUUGAAGGUAUGUAGAUCAAAAACAAAAUCCGAUAGCGCAUUUGUGUCCAUGGCUACUCUAGCUUGUGUAACUGCAACUGUACCAGGUCUCUUGUCUAAAGCUAUUAUUAGAGUAAAAGUAAACAAUAUUAACGCAAAUACUCUUAUUGAUACUGGUAGCUCUAAUAGUUUUAUUAAUGAAGAAUUUGUCCAAAUUCACAAAAUAAAAUCAUAUCCAGAAAACGGACAGGUACUUUUGGCGACAACUGCCUAUUCAUCAAACCUAAAAGGUUAUGUUCUUGUUGAUUUACUGCUACAAGAACACACUUACAAAAAUCUCAAACUAUCUAUACUCCCUAAAUUAUGCUCAGAUAUUUUAAUAGGUCAUGAUGUACUAAGAACUCACUCUAGUAUCGACCUCACAUUUGGGGUACCAAAACCACCAUUAUCAAUUUGUAACAUGACUUUUGUAAAUAUAAAGCCACCUCGACUCUUCAAUAAUGUUGUUAAAGACUGUAAGCCAGUAGCAGUUAAGUCACGUCGCUAUUCAGAUGAAGAUGCUAAAUUUAUAAGGGAGGAGGUCACUAAAUUAUUGUACGAUAAUAUAAUUGAAGAAAGUACUUCGCCCUGGUGA